UAACAAUGAAAACUGAAUUAUAGAAGCAUAUGAUAUAGUUACUCGAACGUCGUUUUUAUAAUACGAAUAAAUUGUAAAUCAUUUUUGUUAGUCAUCUUUCUUCAAGUUUAAAAAUAAAGUAAUGUCAAUAAUACUGUAGCAAUUACAAUUAAAAGGACCACAUAUAUUACAAACUUGUUAAGCGGUGUUCGAACUUUGUAGCCCGAAUUUAUAAGACUGUAGAAUUAACAACGCAACUAAUGUGAUCUACAUGAAUAUGCAGAUAAAAAGAAUUAUUUAAGCUCGUUCAAAAAUUCAAAGUCUCUGUUCUUGACUUUGAGGAAGUAAAAUAAUCUAAUAAAAUAAUAAAAUCUGUUUCUUGAUCAAAAUAUAACAACAUUAUUUCUAGUCUUUAUGCCAACGAUCAAAAGUCAAGUUAAUCAUUUCAAAUAUCAAAAUGACAGAUUAUGAACAAUCACAGACAAUUGAAAUAUAUUCAUAUCAAAAUGAAGAAAAACUCAAAACUAUAUAUGGUUUUCUGGAUGUUUUGGAAUCUUUUCGUCAAUCUAGAACACUAUGUGAUGUUACUCUCGUGACCAACGACGAUCUAAAAAUUCCUGCACACAAAGUGAUUUUAGCAGCAGCAAGUCCAGUAUUUUUAUCUAUGUUCAAUAAUGACUUCAAAGAAAGCAAAGAGGAUUAUAUUCCAAUAAGAGGAAUUGAUUCAGAUGUGUUAAAAAUUAUAAUGUCUUAUUUGUACACUUAUCACUUAGAAGUAAAUCAAAGUAAUGUUGAGAGAAUUUUAAAAGCAGUUGAUUACUUAGAUUUAAAUCAUGCCAAAAACGUGUGCUAUCGAUAUAUCGAAGAAAAUAUAAGUCCAACCAAUUGUAUAAAUUUUAUGAAAACGACCGAAAUGAUUUCCAAUACUAAGCUUUAUGAUUAUUGUUUUUUGUACACUAUAAAAAAUAUUAGUGAAGUAAUGGAACAAGAUGUGGUGAGCUUGUAUGAGUUAUCGAGUGAAGAUAUCAUUAAGUUUAUUUCAAAUAAUCAUUUAGAAGUAAAAUCGGAAAUGCAGGUUUUUAAUUUAGUAAUAAAUUGGAUAAAAUAUGAUGAGGAUAACCGACAACAAAUAUUGCCUGAACUAAUGAAUUAUAUUCGAUUGCCUCAAGUGCCCAAGGAAGAUUUGGAAGAUAUAUACAGCGAACCAUUAUUGGUUGCUCAAAAGGACUGUCUAAAUAAUAUUUUAAUGGAAAUCGCUAAGACGUAUACAAGUUCACCGAAAAAAUUGGAGAACUACAUAGGGUCGUCUUUCAAAGGAAGAAGACGAACACCACUUAACCUAGGAACACCUGAAGUGAUUUUUGCCAUUCGUAAUAUACCAGAGAAUGAUAGUAAUUUUAUUGAAUAUUUAGACACUACUAGUAACAGUCCCAAGUGGAAGAUUGGAGUUUCUUUAUUAAGCCCUCAACGGAACUGGUCACAAAUAGUAUCUACUGAACGAGGAACAUUAUAUGCGAUUGGUGGUGUAACAAAAGAUAAUAUUCCUACCACUCAUGUUGAUUUAUUAGAUCUUACAAGUGUGUGUCAUAGAUGGACACCUGUAGCACCAAUGCAUAUACCACGUAAAUGUUUUGCUGUGUGUAUACACAAAAACAACAUAUUUGUUGUUGGUGGAGCUGGUAUCGACGGGUAUUCGUUGGAUUCCAUUGAGAUCUACGAUAUUAAUCUGAACAGAUGGAAUUUAAUUUCAUCAACUAUGAAUAUACCACGAGAAUUUUGUAGUGCUGCUUAUCAUGACGGAUUUAUUUAUGUUAUUGGAGGAAUAACCAACAAUGACGAAACGCUUUCUUCAGUAGAGCGGUACGAAAUAGAAACUGAAGAUUGUGUAUUAUUAACGUCCAUUAUGCCUCUUCCCAAGUACAACACAUGUGUUGCUAAAAUUGAUGAUCUUCUAUAUGUGAUUGGCGGUGUGAGUCUUAUCAAUGGAAACCGAACUUACUAUAGUAGUGUGCAUGCUUUCAAUUUAACAACACACGAGUGGAUACUGUUACCUAAUUUAUAUCGUCCUCGAAGCCAAGCAAAUGUAGUGGUUAUUAACAAAACCUUAUACGUGUUCGGAGGAUUUACUAAGGUCAAAGAGGCAUUGCUUACAACAGAAAUGUACGAUGCUAGGUUGAACAGAUGGAAAAUGACAAGUAACAUGCAGUCAAGAUUCAAAGACCGCAACGCCAUUACAAUUAGCAAAAAAUUACUACAACUUACUGGCAUUUCAGAUGUCAUCUAAACUAUUUUUUAUGAUUGAAUUUAACUAUAACAGAUUUUAUUAUCGAAUUUAUUACAUUUUUACUCCAAUUGAAUCGUAUUCAAAUCAUCUUUACAUAUUUAACUACUAUAUUACAAUUAAAUAAUUACGUUAAAUUUUGUAAUUUUUUUAAGGACGUUAUUGUAUUAUGAAUAAUUACAGAUAAAAGACAUAUUAAAGUUUGAGUAUUUCUCGUAUAAGCAAAUUAUUUAUACAAUUUUAUUUUUAUAUUUGACUAUUACUUUAUUUUAUAAUUAUAUACUGUAUAAUUUAUAAUAAGCUAUUCAAUUUUUUAUUUGAUUGUGUAGGAUAAAAUAUUUCUGUUUUUCGAAAAUUGUUAAGCAAUUCUACAAAUUUUUCAGGCGAGAAAAAAUAAAAUUUUAAUAUUAUGGUGUGAA
Messenger RNA from Daktulosphaira vitifoliae (grape phylloxera), 2679 nucleotides. RefSeq names its product kelch-like protein 12. Lineage: Eukaryota; Metazoa; Arthropoda; Insecta; Hemiptera; Phylloxeridae. The transcript is spliced from 13 exons. The record is from RefSeq and is a predicted model, not a curated record. Gene Ontology annotation, molecular function: protein binding. Bases 437 to 2263 code for a protein of 608 amino acids.